AUGGCCACUUCUUCUUCAACUCCAUCAACUAAGAUUCCUCCGUUCAUGUUCAAGAAUCUUCAAAUCGUUGGAAACGAGAUGGAAUUCCCUGAAUCUCAACUCACUCUACUUCCUGAGAAGAUGACCGACUUCGAAAGUCUUAAGGCAAAUGGAUUUGAUGUAAAGCCUUACUUUUCUGCUCAAGGUUGGGAUAGAUACUUUGAGAUGCUUAAUGGUCCUAUCUAUCCAAAUCUUUUGAAGAAAUUCUGGAUGAAAGCAAGAGUUUUUACUAGGGCUGAAGCUAAGCAAGAAGAACUUGCAGCUAUUGAAAGGGAUCCCAGCUUGAAGGGUAAAACCAGAAAAGAAAUGGGUUUAUUGGAGUUUACUGGUACACAGAUUAGGUCAAACGUCUGUGGUAUCAAUCUCACAUUCUCUAAGAUUCAUUUCAACGCUCUUCUGGGUUUGGAAAACUCUGGGUUGGUCUUAGACAAGUAUGAGAAGGAUACAAGGUUUAGAGAAGAUCUUCUGCAUAGGAUUUGUGUGGAUAUGACGCUGAAGGGAAAAGUUAAAGGUUUAACGGAUGAGUGCAGAGUUUUAUUCAAGAUCAUUUUGUCCUCUAUCAGUCCAAGAGUAGGUGGCACUGAUACUAUCUCCUGGACUCAUCGACAUCUGAUCUACGUUCUUCUGACUGAAAGGAAAGUAAAUCUGGGCGACUAUUUCUUUGAGAGGAUUUGUGAAGCCAUCUUCUUAAGCAAAUCUCAGAGGAAAACAACUAUUGUUUAUCCUAGACUGCUUUCAGAUCUUCUCUUUCAAGGUCGCAUUGUAGGAAGUCUGAAGAAGUUCUACCCAGAACUUGUGGCUUGCAAGAUUACUCCAGAAGUCAUGACUGGUAGUUUUCUGACAAAGAUGCAUCUGAUCAACACCAAAGUGGUUCAACCGGCUCAAGAAUUUUCAGUUCGUCUUGAAGAUAGGUUGUAUGUGGAUGGUUAUCCUCUAAUCUCUGAAUUGGAUGCUGAGCACAUCAUUCAGGAUUAUCUGAAGGAUCUAAAGGCUGAAGGAUUUGAUGUCACUAGGGAGAUGAUUCCAAAGGCUCCAGUGAACAUGUACAAUCCUAAGAGGAAAUCCAAGAGGAAAGCUGAUACUCAAGAAGAUCAAAGAACUAAGAGGAAACACGAAGAUGCUGCUGACAAGGUUGCUGAAGCAUCAUCUAAAAACACAAUCAUUCUUGAUGAGGAGGAAAAUGAAUCAGAUGAGACUCAAUCUGAUGAUGAGACUGAGUCUGAUGAAGAAACUCUUGGUGCCAAGCUGCAAAAGAAACAAGUUCCUGACUCCAAAGGACCUUCAGAGGCAGAUGUUGUUAUCAUUGACAACCCUGCUUCCGAAUCACCAAAACACUCUACCAUUCCCUAUAUCUCUCCCACACCCUCUGACCUUUUCGGUAACCUUUCCAAUCAGCUUUAUAAUGAUCUUCUUAGGUUGUCCGAGAUUAAAAACAGGUUCUUGGUAUGUCCCUCUGAUGUGGAUGCUGAAGUUUCUUCUAUCAAGGCCAAGGUCUGUCAUGAUCUGGAUUUGGUUGGCGAAGAUAUUAAGGCUGUGGUUAAUAAGAGGGAUCUGGAGGUGGUGAAUUUGAUGAGAGAAGGUCUUGCACGGGUCAGUCGAAAGAGGUUAACCAUGUUUAAUCAUGAGGAAACUGAGCGUGCCCGGAUUGCUGCUGUGACUGCUAGAGAAACUGCUGAUGAGGUGCUUCUGAAUGUGUUUAAGAAUUGCUGGGUGGAUUCAAAGCUGUUUAAGAGUUUAGAAGCUCAGAUGACUGAAUCUGAACGACUUGCUCAAGUCACUGAGGAGAUUGCUCAAGAGGCUGCAACUUUGCAUCAGGAAGAUGUUCUUAUGCUUGAGGCUGGUGAAUCUUCCUCUGGUAUAGCACAGGCUCCAGUGGAUGCAGAUCAACUACGGGUUUUACAAGAAGCUAUUGAGCAACAAAGGGCUGAUCAUCAGAAUCUGGAAUCCAAGGUGGACACGCUAGAUUCUAAGGUGGACACUCUCAAUGACAAAUUCGACAUCAUCAUAGCCCUCCUCAAGAAACCCUAG
Trifolium pratense (red clover) is the source of this 2067-nucleotide messenger RNA. RefSeq lists its product as uncharacterized. The transcript is spliced from 3 exons. The record is from RefSeq and is a predicted model, not a curated record. Lineage: Eukaryota; Viridiplantae; Streptophyta; Magnoliopsida; Fabales; Fabaceae. Bases 1 to 2067 code for a protein of 688 amino acids.